Ailuropoda melanoleuca (giant panda) is the source of this 606-nucleotide messenger RNA. Its product is annotated as neuromedin-K receptor-like. The transcript has 3 exons. Gene Ontology annotation, cellular component: sperm midpiece; plasma membrane. Bases 1 to 606 code for a protein of 201 amino acids. Gene Ontology annotation, biological process: G protein-coupled receptor signaling pathway; positive regulation of flagellated sperm motility. Gene Ontology annotation, molecular function: tachykinin receptor activity. Lineage: Eukaryota; Metazoa; Chordata; Mammalia; Carnivora; Ursidae. The record is from RefSeq and is a predicted model, not a curated record.
AUGGACCUGGGAGCCAUGUGGACAUCCAGGAGUCUAGCAGAGAAGUUCCAGCACAGCAUGAGAGAAGAACAAUGUGACACAGAUGCCCUGGAGAGGGUUGUAAAAAUGAUGAUAAUUGUCGUGGUGACAUUUGCCAUCUGCUGGCUGCCUUAUCAUAUUUACUUCAUCCUCACUGCAGUCUAUCAACAACUAAAUAGGUGGAAAUACAUCCAGCAGGUCUACCUGGCCAGCUUUUGGCUGGCAAUGAGCUCGACCAUGUAUAACCCCAUCAUCUACUGCUGUCUGAAUAAAAGAUUUCGAGCUGGCUUCAAGAGGGUGUUUCACUGGUGCCCUUUCAUUGAAGUUUCUAGCUAUAAUGAGCUGGAGCUCAAGACCACCAGGUUUCACCCCACUUGGCAAAGCAGCCUGUACACAGUGACCAGGAUGGAGUCCAUGACGGUGGUGUUUGAGCCUAGUGAAGCAGACAACACCAAAUCCAGUCGGAAGAAGAGAGCAACUCCAAGACAUCCAAGCUUCAGUGGCUGCUCCCGCGAGAAUUCCAAAUCUGCCUCCGCCACUUCAAGUUUCAUUAGUUUGCCCUAUACUUCUGUGGAUGAAUACUCCUAA